Molecule: messenger RNA, 529 nt
Organism: Oppiella nova
Lineage: Eukaryota; Metazoa; Arthropoda; Arachnida; Sarcoptiformes; Oppiidae
Source: the annotation of a GenBank genome assembly
CAAGAGUGGAAUAAUUGGAGAAAAUUAUAUAAAAAAUGAAAUUCCAGUCAUUGUUGGAUCAGAUGUUAUGGAGAGUGAACUGAUUAAGUGGCCCAUCGCUCGACACCAUUUUGGUCUCAAAGAUAUUGAAGAAAUAUAUGACUCGAAUGACUGGAAGAAUAUAUGUCUCUUCAGAUCCAACAUUAAGACCAGCGAUCACUUGACUUUGUUAAAGAAAAUGAGAUCAAAUAAGGUGUUCCAGGAGAAUUGCGACCAAAAGACUGAGAAACAAAUGAGAAAAUAUUAUAAAAGACCAGAAAUAGUUCCCUCAAUGCUUGAACUCACGAAAUCAAAUUGGAUUUUAGUUUCACAAAACUAUACGGGAUUGCAGUUCAAAUUGAUUGAUCCGUCGCCCGGAACUCAGGCACUGCUAAUGAUUCAAAUCAGGGGUGAAAACAGAAUCAAAGCGGAACCCAAAGAAUUUUGUGCUUCUCGUGGCUGUGGGUCUGUUGAGGACACUCUCCGUCCCAAUGAGAUGUGUAUGAAUUGA